Molecule: messenger RNA, 321 nt
Organism: Loa loa (African eye worm)
Lineage: Eukaryota; Metazoa; Nematoda; Chromadorea; Rhabditida; Onchocercidae
Exons: 1
Source: RefSeq, a predicted model, not a curated record
AUGUUGUUGUGUGUUCCAUCUACUGGUUGUUUAAUUGAGGAAAGGAAGAAUUCUCUUGCUUUUUCUUGCUAUCUUUUGGAAACGAAUCGCACACAUCACCAUCCAAAUUAUACAUACACACACACACACACGUACAUACAUACAUACACAUAUGCACACACACACACACACACAUACACACACACACACAUACGUACGUACACGCCAUAUGGUGACAUUUUCAUUUCAUUUCAUUCCAUUUCAUUUUGUUCUUUCGACAUUUCCUACUUAGACUGCAAUUCUCCCGUUUUCCGUCUUAUUGUCGCUGUUGCUGCAAAUAUU